Molecule: messenger RNA, 2385 nt
Organism: Mastomys coucha (southern multimammate mouse)
Lineage: Eukaryota; Metazoa; Chordata; Mammalia; Rodentia; Muridae
Gene: Eloc
Product: elongin C
Exons: 4
Coding region: 503-850 (115 amino acids)
Biological process (GO): ubiquitin-dependent protein catabolic process
Cellular component (GO): elongin complex
Molecular function (GO): protein-macromolecule adaptor activity
Source: RefSeq, a predicted model, not a curated record
GUGGUGCUUGAACAGCCUAAGAAAAGGAGAUUCAACCCUUGGAUUGACAGCAGCAGCGGGCCUCGAGGUCGAGGCCUGCUCCUCCCAGGCCCGCACCGGGAGUGUCCCCUCUGCACUGGAGCUCUCCAUACCGCACGCUGAGCCUGCUCCCCGCCACCACAGCCCACGAACGGCCGACCUGCGCUCUCCCCGGUGGCCCGUAAGGCUCGGCUAGCGGCAGGAGCCCGCCGCUCCGCAGCGGUGCGGGCUUGGCUCGCGAGGCCGCACGCCAGGCGAUCCCGGAACCUCGGAGGGCGGCAGCCACACACCACGUCGUCCUCGUCUGGCCGGGCCAUAGGCCUGCUGCCCACCGGCCGCUCAGAGCCAACAGCAUGCUGCGAGUAGGAAAUGGUGGCCGUUGAUUUCCAAUAGCGGCCAAGGACGGCAAAAAGCGACUCCGCUCAACUAUGGCCCUCAAGAGCGGAAACUACUAAAGUUCCUCUGGGAUCAAGUAGAAUUUUAUAUGAACAUAAUGGAUGGAGAGGAGAAAACCUAUGGUGGCUGUGAAGGCCCUGAUGCUAUGUAUGUGAAAUUAAUAUCUUCUGAUGGUCAUGAAUUUAUUGUAAAAAGAGAACAUGCAUUAACAUCAGGAACAAUAAAGGCCAUGUUGAGUGGUCCAGGUCAGUUUGCGGAGAAUGAAACCAACGAGGUCAAUUUUAGAGAGAUCCCCUCACAUGUGCUAUCCAAAGUGUGCAUGUAUUUUACCUACAAGGUCCGCUAUACUAACAGCUCCACCGAAAUUCCUGAAUUCCCAAUUGCACCUGAAAUUGCACUGGAACUGCUGAUGGCCGCAAACUUCCUAGAUUGUUAAAUAAAAUAAAUUAUAAUAAACUGUUAAUUUUUUUUCAGUAUUUAAUACCUGUAGUUCAGUUAGUAAUUUUUUCACAUAUAGCAUGUUGCCUGUAUGAAAUCGAACUCUAAAGUUAACUGCUGAGCAGAUUCCUUCUGUUAUUUGCAUAGCAGAGUUGAAAUUUGUUUGCUACAUCAACAAAUUAAGGACGUUUCACAAGCCAAAAAAUAAAUAAAUAAUGCCAGUUUAUAGGUGGUUUGCUUUCUCCUUUGGAUGUGAUCUUUAAAAUUAUAACUGAUAUAGCAAAUCCUGGAAUGUAAACGUUAAUGGAUGUAUUCUGCAGGUAAAUACGGGGGCUUUGUGGUUUUAGUGUUUUUUAAGGACCAGUUCUGAUCUUAGGCCACUGAGCAUUACUAGAGUUAUGCAAAUAAUUACAUGAAAAACAUGUUUAUAACUUAGCCAAACCUUGAUUUUUGUAACUCAAAGAAUACUAGUUGAAAUUUCUUAUGUGUUUUUUAUAAACUGCAGUAUUGUUUAAGUGCAUCUUGUGUUUUGUUUAUUGCCACAAUUCAAAUACUUUAUUUAAAAGCAAUUUUGGAAGCUAGCCAGGUCUAUCUUUUAGAAUAGUAACUGAACUGUAGCUAUCUAGUCAAGUAAAUGAUUUAAAAGUUCUGUGCAUUGUGUUUGAAUAUCCCGAAGCAUGACUUCUGCUAGGGUCAGGGUUUCUCUAGUUUCCAUUCUUUAUGGUCUCUUGGGGUAACACGUGUGUGGUGUUAAAUGUGUCCAACACUUCAUGAGCUUGAUCUAAACCCUUGAAUCUAGGUGUGCUGAGCUCUUCUAGAAAAGCAGUAAUGAAGGGAUGUGGGAGGAGCCCUGUAAUGCUCUCAGACGCACCACCAGACCUACCCACCCAGCAUAUCUUCUAUCCAACCAUACUAAAAGCCAUGGGCCUUCUGAAGUCACAUUCAUGCGGUAGUCAUUCAGUCUUUAAACUGAGCAGACAGAACAUCUGAAUAUGUUGGCUAGAUCUCUGCCUUGGCAUAGGAGAGCGCUGAAGUGAAUGGGAUAGUGGGAUAUGGUUGCCUCCAGUAGCUGUUACAGGUCUUUCUGCAAGCCUUCAACAUUCUUCCCAGGACUGGAAGCGGCAGAAAUCAUAACUUUUCCUCUUACACAUCCUACUUUCCAGCAUACAGGAAAUGGUUACAUGUGUAAAUUGGUUAUUUUAAAUAAUGUUUCAAGGCAUGCUGGCACAUAGCUUAGCACAAUUGUGAUGAAAGUACAGGAAUUGUGUUUCAGGCUGUAUUUGGAACUCAGUCAUAGUGCCACUAUGGCAAGGCCCUCCCGUCUCUAGCUAACAUAUUUGCCCUUUCUAUCAGCUCUAAAGGUCAAAAGGCAGUAACUAGAAAGAAAAGUUAGCUUGAGCCAGUUUUUGUAGGUUACUCUGUUAGAUCCAGAUGUAAUCUUAAGGACAUUAAAAUUGCAACACACUAGGCAAAUUUGUAUAUGAUACAGCAAAUGGUAUAUUGUGUGUUAAUAAAGGCUGUAUUGACUGAAAA